AUGGCCGAAGCUAGCGUAACAGAAUGGGUGUGGCCUAAAGCGCGUAUGACAACGUACGGCGGUGUAGUUGAAAGCGCAAAUGGCUUGUUUAAAGCAAGCAGUUGGCUACGCGAAGGAGCAGCUGUGGACAAGUGUUUGGUAACUGCUAGAGGUGAGUUUGAGUUCGGCAAGCGUUUGGGUGGCGGUACUUUUGGAUCGUUUUAUGCGGGAAUAUGGAAAACAAACGAAAAAUCGGUUGGCUUGAAGAAAAUUUUCCAAAAAGAGUUACUUCAGAAAGAGGCAAACGUUUUAUCGAAAAUUGAUCACCCGAAUAUAAUUCGCUUUUAUGGCGUUUCAAAAAUGGAAUCUGAUUUCUUCAUUGUUACAGCAUCGUUAAAUUUCGGUAAAGCACUCGGAAGAAAUGAGCUUGUAGAGUACGCCAAAGGUGGCUCGUUGUACGAUUAUUUGCACAAUCCGAGCAAUGGUGAUAUCGAUUACAAUCAAAUGAUCAUUUGGGCUUUGCAGAUAGCGUCGGCAGUGGCCUAUUUGCAUAACGAUGCACCGGAAAGAAUGGUGCAUUGUGACUUGAAAGCAUCGAAUAUUGUCUUGACUGGAGAGGGCGUGUGCAAAUUGUGCGACUUCGGUUGUUCAGAGAGGUUGACUGAUUCGCGUAUAGCAUCUUGCGAUGGUACACCUCAGUGGAUGAGUCCGGAAGCGAUCGACCAGUAUGUAGAUGCGUCCGGAAAAGAGGCAAUCACCACAGCGACAGACGUGUGGAGUUAUGGGGUUGUUUUGUGGGAGAUGAUCUCGCGACAGGAACCGCACGAGUCUCUUCCUCCGCCUUUCAUAGCUGAUCUGAUGCAGCAGGAGGGUUCACCGCUGCUCAUACCUAAACGAUGUCCGGCAGGUUUUGUAAGUUUGAUGGAAAAUUGCUGGAAAAGAAAGCCACGAGAACGAUACGAUAUGCGUCGAGUAAUCGCCGAGCUGAAGAGCAUGCAAAGGGAUGCGCAAUUCAACAAAUAA
Messenger RNA from Anisakis simplex (herring worm), 1002 nucleotides. NCBI's taxonomy places the organism in Eukaryota, Metazoa, Nematoda, Chromadorea, Rhabditida, Anisakidae. The record is from the annotation of a GenBank genome assembly.